This is a messenger RNA of Homalodisca vitripennis (glassy-winged sharpshooter), 4130 nucleotides long. RefSeq names its product chondroadherin-like. Gene Ontology annotation, molecular function: protein binding. Lineage: Eukaryota; Metazoa; Arthropoda; Insecta; Hemiptera; Cicadellidae. The record is from RefSeq and is a predicted model, not a curated record. Gene Ontology annotation, cellular component: extracellular matrix. The transcript is spliced from 5 exons. The coding region runs from base 357 to 2168 and encodes 603 amino acids.
UCUGUGGCCGUCGACGUCGCGGGUGGCAUACGGCAUAGCGUCGCGACGGUGGUGGCGUGAGUGUCAGUCGCCGACAGUGGUCUGCCUCUAGUGAUACCAUCACCAGUUUGUUUCAGACAAUAUUCGAGAUCAAAGUAAACCUGAGAAACCACGAGACCGAUAAUGUUAUAUAGAUAUAAACACUGCUAGAGAUAUAUGACAACUACAAAGGAAUAAGAAAACUACUAUGUGGAGUAGCCUACUGGUUAAGGGAGAGUUUUCAACAAAGAGAUACUGAAUCAUAUUCCUACUGUAUGAGCGGUUCACUAUCAUAAUACUUAAACUGCACAAGGUCAGAUGUCAGGAGAGGGCGGGGGAUGGGGUUAGCGCCAGCCGCUGGCCUGUGGUCCCCACCCUCGCUAUGGAGGGAGGUCUGUUCGUCUGCCCAGAUGUCCCACCGAGCCCUGUUCCUGAGCGUAGUACUGUUGGCUACCGCAGUGAGCGCCAUGUGUCCACCACAGUGCUUCUGCUACGAUGACACCCUCACAGCCACCUGCACUAGCGCCAAGCUGGAGGUGUUCCCGAUCCAACUGAACCCGGACGUUAAACACAUCGAUCUUAGUGAUAACAAGAUUGUCAGUGUCGACUACACUCUUACGUUUUACAUAAACUUACUACAACUCGACCUCUCCUACAACAAAAUCCACUCAUUAGGGAGCCGUAACUUUGAACGGCAAGAGAAUUUAACGUUUUUAAACAUUAGCUAUAACCAAAUAACUCAACUGGGUAAAGGGACUUUCAAAGGCCUCAAGUUACUUAAACUUCUAGAUCUUAGCAAUAACUCGAUAGAAUUUGUGGAUGGCAGUGCGUUCAUAGACACUGUCGAAUUAGAACUAUUAAAUUUCUCCAACAACAAAAUAACAUAUUUUGAAGAUUCCAGUGUAUUUAAGAAUCUUCGAAAGCUAAAAUACUUGUAUUUAAAUGGAAACCAAAUACUAGAUGUUCCUAGCAAAAUACUUCAGAACCUCCCUUAUUCAUCAAUUGAAGUGUUAAGCUUGUCAAACAAUUACAUCGACAUGUUAGACGACCUAUCUUUUCCUUCUCCUGUAAUUGGUUCUCUGAGACAACUGUUUUUAUCUUCCAACGCUAUAUCGAGUAUCCACCGAUCAUCAUUCAACUCUCUUCACUCACUAUCUCACCUCGAUCUGUCUGACAACAACCUCACGACUGUACCGACGGAACAAAUGUCUAAAUUAAGUCAGCUAACUGAGCUAGACCUAAGUGAGAACAUGUUCACUGAACUUCCGGCCGUAGCUUUUCAAAGUCUUUUUCACUUGAAAGUCUUACACUUAUCUAAAAUGCCUAGACUGUCCCGUAUCGAUUCCAGAGCGUUUGUCGAUAACAUACAUCUGGAGUCAGUUAUUAUGGACGAUAACAGAGAGGUAAAUAUACUUCCUCCGAGAGUAUUCCACGGAAAUCUACACCUCAAGCACGUAUCUAUCAGAAGAAACUCCUUGAAGGUCAUCGACGCCUCACACUUUCCUGUGGACAAUUUACAAAGUCUUGACGUAUCCGAUAAUCCACUGAACUGCAACUGCUCGAUGUUGUGGCUGUGGAAACUCGCUCUCGUCGAGAGGCUUGCGGCGGAGAGCAGUUUUACUACCUCCAACGAUACACUGGACCGUAGUGGAGGACAGUAUUUGAGACUGACUAUCUCGAACUUGAAAUGUGAUUCACCACAGAACCUGAAAGGCAAGUUGUUAGUGGACGUUCCCGAUUCAGUGGUCCGCUGUGAAACGACGUGGUUUACCGUUGCGGUAGUGACGGCAUUCGUCCUGGCUCUCUUCGUAGCGACCUGCGUCGUCCUGCUCCUCAUCAGCAGUGACCGGACCUUCAUGUUUUGCAAGAAAACCAAGGACCCCAACGACGCCUCUAUGAACGGAGAGUCCAAGAGGCUCGCCCCCAAUAUUCGCGCAGGCUCCGCCCCUCCUCCGGUGUUGAUGUUGAUGCCUGACAAGGAGUUUGCAGGAGAAUACGUGAAAUCUCUGACUCCCAACCAGGUGCGAGACCUCCGCUACAUGGAGCCCUGGGUGCCUGUCAAAAGUGAUCACAUGAACCAAAUCCACAACGAAUAUACCUUAGACGUGACCAGCAGUGGAAGAAAGCCUGCACAUGUUGUUUAUGUAUAAUUUGAGUCUUUGCUACGGUUAGCAGGGUGCGAUAGUCCCCGUGUGAUAUGUCUAGUUAUACAUUUACUUCCAGUAUUAAAGAACACAUCUUCCACAUUCGAUUCUGUAGAGUAUUCAUGGGUUUUAAAUAUAAUUGUCAAAUACUUACCUCUGAGAAAGAAAAUAACUUGUUUCGUUUACAAAUAAUAUAAAAUUAUAUAACAGUAAUUAUUUAUUUUUAUUUAAUGACUUAAAAAAUCAAGACUCAAACAGAAAAUUGGAUACAAUAUUAAAUACAACAUAAUAUCUGAUUAUCCAUAUGUAUAUAGAUAAAUUCUAAUUUUGCUAACUAUGAAAAGUAUUUGUUAUUAUAUUUAUACUCUCUCCAUCCUAUUGUUUUAGCAACUAAACCUAUUGUAAAUACUUUCUGUUGGUUACACGUUACAAUUGAUCGGGUUUACUAUGUUAGGAAUAUUUGCAUUCUAAAAUCAGAAAAACUAUAUAAAGCUAAUUUUAUUUAUUUACUUCGUUUAUUUUAACCCUAUAAGACCAGGUGGUUUUUAAAGCUAAAGCGGCAUAUUUUAUAGAUAUCUUUAGGUUUUCUUUAUAAAAAUGUUUUUAAUUUGGUUUUUUGUGUGUGCAAUGUUUAGUUGCCAAAAACUCGUUACCCUAUUUAGUUAAGACAAUAUAUAUAUGUACUAAUUCUGAAAUUUUCAAAUGCGACUCUCAACCUUUGUUAUGUAGCUGGUUUGUUAAUGUUUAAGGAAUUAGAAACUAUGAACUAUUUUUAUGAGUCAGAUGAUUUUUAUUUUGAAUACUAAUCGUGUAAAAUAGACAAUAGUGCCGACCGAGCAGUGGCAGUUUCAUAGAUAAGCAAACACUACUGUGCUGGCCAAACAAAUUUCUGCAUUACUUUGUCUCGAUUGUGUCACUUUAUUUCGUUAAACUAUUUAUUAUCUUUUUCAGUUUUAAUUUUUGGUUCAUGCUUUUAAAAUGUGUUUUAUUACCGAAUUUAAAAAUUAAUGUGUAUGACGUGACAAGUUUUUUUGUAAUUAGAAAUUUUAGGUUUGUUCGAUCCAUUCAAUAUUGAAAAUAAGUUUUUUUGGUUAUAAAUAAAAUUAUUCCCAAACCUUCGGAAUAUACACAAUGUGUGUUGCUAGCUUAGGAUAAGAUGAUGUACCAAUAUUGCAAUAAUAAUCUUAUAGUCGCGUAUUAGGCUUCUCUAUUUAUGUAUUAUAUUUUCUAAGAUAGUUGGUUAUAUUGUUACACCUUGUAUUUUAUAACUUAUAUUUUGUACUUGUGCUGUGUGAUCGUUUUCUGAGUCAACACCAUUUUUCACAUAAACUUGUAAAAUGUAAUAUGUAAAAUGUACAGCUGUUCUUUGUUAAAGACUGAUUAGUGGAACUAGCCAAGCUACCAGUUCCCAGUCACGUGGAAGCAAUACUCGUAUAUUAUAUUAGACUAAAUCAAAAAUACACCUAACAUUAUUUUAAUGAUUAUCCCCUUAUCAAUUAUGUACAUAUAUAAAAUUACAUCAAUUAAUAGUUGUAAAAAAAUGUAUUGUAAAGGUAAGGAAGAUAAUUUUGUUUGCCUCAUUUUAAUUAAAUCAUUGCUUGAUUUCACGUUAAAUUGAUUAGCUUUAUGCAAUGUGAGUGUAUAAUAAUGAAGAAUUUGUUUUCAUACAAAUAACACAAGUGUUCAGUAUUAAAAGAGACUACGAUCUUAAAGUACGUUAGUUAUGAAAAAUAAUCAUAGAAAUAUAAAUUGAGCGUAUAAAUUAAACGUCAAAAUAUUGAAAUUGCAAGACCUUGGCGUAUAGUUACCAGAUUCACGAUAUCUUAUCUGAUGUGAAAGGAGUAUUUUUUAACAGUUCUAUCCGUAUUUCUGGGACAGCAUUGUGAAUAUAGACACAUAAAUCAAUGUGUUUUUCACACCAUGUAUUUAAUCUUAUGUUGUUUUCAAAUAAAACAUUGAACACGUUUA